AUGACGCCAAAUGAGCUCAUAUAUCUGCCAAUUGAGAAGUUGUGUCUGGCCCUUGUAUUCGCCAUCAGGAAGCUCAAGCACUAUUUUGAAGCACAUACAAUUCGUCUAGUUUCCAGGGCAAACCCAGUGAAGUAUGUCAUGGAAGAGGAGCUGUCCAGUGACCUACCUGAUGAGGAUGUGCUUGUGGUUGAAGUUUUACCUUCGUGGAAGAUGUACUUUGAUGGAGCAGCACACAAAGAGGGGGCAGGCGCUGGAGUUGUCUUUGUUACGCUUGAAGGGGAAAUGCUUCCUUAUUCAUUUACCUUGACAGAACGCUGCUCGAACAAUGUUGCCGAGUAUCAGGCACUCAUUUUCGGACUUGAAAUUGCAGCUGAUAUGAAGAAGCUAAGGGUUAAUAUAUAUGGGGACUCCAAACUAAUUAUUAAUCAAGUACUUGGGGUUUACGAAGUAAAAAAGCCAGAGUUGAUCCCAUACAACAGUUAUGCAAAGACGCUCCUACAUUGGCUAGGAGAUGCUACGAUGGAGCACAUUCCAAGGAAACAUAAUAAGCAAGCCGAUGCCUUAGCUGCUUUGGCUUCAACUAUAUCACAUCCUAUAGAUGAGGCUCGGUUACAAGUAUGCCAAAAAUGGGUGGUCCCUCCAAUCUUCGAAGACGAUGGCUCUCUUGACAACAUUGUUGAACUCCCGACUGCUUCUGUCUAUGAGGUAGAUAAAGAGGAUUGGAGGCAAUCAUUGAUUGACUACCUUGUUGAUGGGAAGUUACUUCAAGAUCCUCGUAGGAGGGUAGAUGUAAGACGUCGAGCUCCUCGCUUCAUAUAUUUCAAGGAUGCGCUAUAUCGGCGCUCGUUUGAUGGCGUGUUUCUUCGAUGUUUAGGCGAAGAGGAAGCUUUACAAGCGAUGGAGGAGGCUCACUUUGGAGUGUGCGGUGCUCAUCAAUCUGGUUCUAAGUUACAUUUUCACAUCAAAAGGAUGGGUUAUUACUGGCCUACGAUGUGGGCUAAAGCAGUGGCUUUAAAGGAAGUGAAGAAGGAAAAUGUUGCAGACUUCAUCCGAGUUCACAUUAUCUAUCGUUUUGGCAUUCCUCGGUACAUCCUAACCGACAAUGACAAACCAUUCGAUAAUAAAUUGAUGGAUAAAAUCUGCAAACUUUUUGAGUUCGAGCAAAGAAAUUCAUCAGCUUAUUAUGCCGCUGCAAAUGGACUUGUCGAGGCUUUUAAAAAAACUCUAUGCAAUCUACUAAAAAAGGUGGUGUCGAAGUCAAAACGUGAUUGGCAAGAGAUGAUGGAAGAAGCACUGUGGGCAUACAGAACUACAUACCGUACACCAACGCAAAGCACUCCAUACUCACUGGUAUAUGGGGUUGAAGCAGUUUUGCCUCUUGAACGCCAAAUACCUUCUCUAAGGUUAGCUAUCCAAGAAGGCCUUACAGAUGAGGAUAAUGUAAAGUUGCGGUUGGCAGAGUUAGAAGCUCUCGACGAGAAGAAGUUGCAGGCUCAACAAAGUUUAGAAUGCUAUCAAGCUCGAAUUUCUAGGGCUUUCAACAAAAGGGUAAGGAUUCGCUCAUUUCAGGUUGGUGACAAGGUGUUGGCGGUUCGUAGACCUAUCAUUAUUACAAGGAAAACUGGGCACAAGUUUACUCCAAAAUGGGAUGGACCUUACGUGGUACAAGAAGCAUACUCAGGGGGUGCUUACAAGCUAAUUGAUGAAAAUGGUGUGCGAGUUGGCCCUAUUAACGGGAAAUUAUUAAAGAUCUAUCAUCCUUAA
Molecule: messenger RNA, 1764 nt
Organism: Ipomoea nil (Japanese morning glory)
Lineage: Eukaryota; Viridiplantae; Streptophyta; Magnoliopsida; Solanales; Convolvulaceae
Exons: 3
Coding region: 1-1764 (587 amino acids)
Biological process (GO): DNA integration
Molecular function (GO): RNA-DNA hybrid ribonuclease activity; nucleic acid binding
Source: RefSeq, a predicted model, not a curated record